This is a messenger RNA of Pyricularia oryzae 70-15, 396 nucleotides long. RefSeq lists its product as uncharacterized. Bases 1 to 396 code for a protein of 131 amino acids. The record is from RefSeq and is a predicted model, not a curated record. The transcript has a single exon. NCBI's taxonomy places the organism in Eukaryota, Fungi, Ascomycota, Sordariomycetes, Magnaporthales, Pyriculariaceae.
AUGCCGCACCAAAUCCCCGUCCAUCACAAACAAAUUCCUUCCAUCACGUACCUGCAGUCGGGGGCGCGCGACGCGCCUACGGUAUGCAACCAGCUACAGGCGAUCUGCACGUGUCAGACCCAGCCCAGCUCGACCACCAAAAAAGUGGCCUUGCCAAGCUGGGCUGGCGUCCAUUUCCAAAUCAAGACUUGCGCUUAUCACAUGCUUGGCAGCUUCGUCCUGGGACGAUCACUAGGCGAGUGGGAACUUUUUGGAAAAAGUCGAUCGCAAAAGGUCGAUUGGAAAUUUGGAAUAGUAAAGAAUGUCAACGAACAAAAACAAGAUGAUGGGGUUGCGCUGCAGGCUGCUGCAGCAACGGGUCCUACGGGUCCUACCCACGAUUUCCCCCAUCACUGA